This is a messenger RNA of Xylaria bambusicola, 2109 nucleotides long. Its product is annotated as mitochondrial carrier domain-containing protein. Lineage: Eukaryota; Fungi; Ascomycota; Sordariomycetes; Xylariales; Xylariaceae. Bases 1 to 2109 code for a protein of 702 amino acids. Gene Ontology annotation, molecular function: L-aspartate transmembrane transporter activity; L-glutamate transmembrane transporter activity; calcium ion binding. The transcript has 3 exons. Gene Ontology annotation, biological process: malate-aspartate shuttle; L-glutamate transmembrane transport; aspartate transmembrane transport. The record is from RefSeq and is a predicted model, not a curated record.
AUGGCGGCCUCCCAAACGGUGAAAGAAGCGGUUAAGAGUAGCCUCCUAGGCGCAGAGGAGCCGGCCGAUCUGUCCGCUUCGUAUCGUGCUACGUUCUUGAACAAUGCAAAGAAGGAUGAACAGACUGGCGAGCCCGUAAUGGGUCCUGAGGAAUUCAUUGAAGCCAUUGCGCCUGCAGACGAAGACUACUCCAAGAUCCACCGUGAUCAGUAUGGCAUCCUCUUCCGCGUCGCUGACCGGUCUGGAAGUGGGCGAGUUAGCAUGGGAGAUUGGGCUGCCUUCUUGAAUCUACUCAAUAAGUCCGAUGCCGAGUACGAGAUCGCAUUCCGUCUGUUUGACGUUGACCGCACCGGCACGGUCCAGUAUGAAGAUUUCCGAAAACUGUACGAGCUCAAUAAGGGCGAGGGCAGCAUCCCAUUCGACUGGGACUGUGAGUGGGCUAAGCUGUAUAUCGGCGACAAGACGAAGCGGCACAACCUCACAUACCCAGAAUUCUCACAAAUGUUGCGCGGUCUUCAGGGGGAGCGCAUUCGACAGGCAUUCCAACGCUUUGACAAAAAUAAGGAUGGAUACAUCGAGCCUGAACAAUUCGCCAAGAUUAUUGUCGAAACCGCUAAACACAAGCUGUCGGACCACUUACUGCAGAAUCUGUCAACUCUGUGCAACAUCUCAACGAGUAGCAAAAUCUCAUAUGCCAACGUUCGCGCUUUCCAGAACAUGAUUAAGGAGAUGGAUCUGGUCGAACUUAUUAUCCGCAAAGCAAUCAGCCAGAGCUCCGACGGGAAGAUCACGCGCAAUGAGUUUCUCAACGAGGCUGCCAAAAUCACUCGGUUCUCGCUUUUUACCCCAAUGGAAGCCGAUAUUCUAUUCCAUUUUGCCAGCUUGGAUGAACCCUCUGGUAGACUUGGUCUUCAAGACUUUGCAAAAGUUCUUGAUCCUCAAUGGGUUAACCGUGGCGUUUCGGAAGACUCACAGAACCGGGCCAAGGCUCUUCUACAGCAGAGCAAAUCGACUACACAAUCGGCUCUUUUGCAGGUUGCUGAGUCUGCAUACAGUUUCCUACUCGGUAGCGUCGCUGGUGCUUUUGGUGCCUUUAUGGUGUACCCUAUUGACUUGGUCAAGACGCGCAUGCAAAAUCAGCGUGGAGCUGACCCGGGACAACGACUGUACAAAAACUCGAUCGAUUGCUUUAGGAAAGUCAUAACUAAUGAAGGUGUCCGCGGUUUAUAUUCAGGCGUUCUGCCCCAGCUCGUUGGUGUAGCUCCGGAGAAAGCCAUCAAACUUACUGUCAAUGAUAUAGUACGAGGCGCCUUAACCGAUAAAAAGACUGGACAAAUCCCCAUUUCAUACGAACUUCUAGCUGGUGGUACCGCUGGAGCUUGUCAAGUUGUCUUCACCAAUCCUUUGGAGAUUGUAAAAAUCCGACUCCAAGUUCAAGGUGAGAUGGUCAAGGCUACCGAGGGCGCACAAAAGCGAUCGGCUAUGUGGAUUGUUCGCAACUUGGGUCUCAAGGGUCUCUAUAAGGGCGCAUCGGCUUGUCUUCUUCGCGAUGUGCCUUUUUCUGCCAUCUACUUCCCCACAUACAGCCAUUUAAAGAAAGACUUCUUUGGAGAGUCGCCAACUAAGAAGCUUGGAGUUGUUCAAUUGCUCACAGCUGGUGCUAUUGCCGGUAUGCCUGCAGCCUAUCUGACGACACCAUGCGACGUCAUCAAGACGCGUCUACAGGUUGAGGCACGUAAGGGUGAUACCAAUUACACUGGUCUACGCCAUGCAGCCCAGACCAUUUUGAAAGAAGAAGGAUUCAAAGCCUUUUUCAAAGGUGGCCCUGCACGUAUCCUGCGAUCGUCACCUCAGUUCGGUUUCACGCUAGCAGCUUACGAGGUUCUCCAAAGUGUGCUGCCAUUCCCUGGAAAGCCCAAGGAGCAACAAGUCCAUACUGGUGUUGCCGAGGUAGUGUCAACUAUGCGGGAAAAGGACCUCGCUUCGCCACAUGCCCGUAGCCGCAACGCUCUGAAGAUCAUCCUUGACAUCGACGAGAACUUCGGCCGCGUACAGGCCGGAAACGAGAAAGCUUGGAAGGCAGUACCGCGACUCAUGGGCGGCAACUAA